ACUUAUGAAAACUUCAAAACAUAUUGAAUGGAACUAUUUAAUAUUGAAUUGUGUGGUACUAAAAUUAUUUAAAUUUUAUAAUUCAUCUAUCAAUAUUUUCUAACCAAGUGGUUGAUAAACAUUCUUACAAAUGGACUAGCCCAUAUACUUCUAUUUUUUUAAUAUAAAAACAAGUGAACUGUCUACAAAUCUUCCAUGAAACAGCAUGACAUCUGUUUGUUUUGAUUUUAAUACUUUAUUGUACUAAUUAAUUUUAAUACAUAUCUGCAAAAACAUUGCAUGAAAUAAUGGAAAGUCGAGAGUGGAGAAAUAACAUUAUCAGCAAGUUGCAAACAAGGAAUAAAUAUGAAACAGCAGCAUUUCAAGAUAUAAUCAGUUUUCAGAGUAGACUCUUUGACAAUGUCAAUACCUUAAAAAAUGAAAAUCUGCAGCUAACCUUAUUAAAUGAAAGGAUUAGAUUUUCAAGCACUGAUGGGUCACCCAGCGGAGCAAGUGCCAGCAAUGAAAGGAUACAGGCUAUGGAGCAAAAAAUUCUUGUACAACAGGAAGAGCUAACAUCAUUACACAGACGAAGGGGGGAGAAUGCACAGCAAAUAAUGAGUCUCAAUGAAAAAGUACAUGACUUAGAGAAACAGCUUCAAGCAAAGGAUGUGAUAAUUUCAGAAAACACAGCAUUAAUUGCUUCCUUACGAGCUGAAAUACAAAUGUAUGAAACAAAUAUGUCAGAAUUGCAAGGUUUAAAUCAAGUGCUACGCGAUGAACAUCAAGCCUUACAGAUAGCAUUUGCAUCUAUUGAAGAAAAACUGAGGAAGGCCCAGGACGAAAAUCGAUCACUGGUUGAAAGACUUAUAAAGUAUAAAUCAAAAGAUGCCGAUAAAAUGAACGAAGAAAAUGAACAUUAUUUAAAGUCAAGCAACCCUACCGCGUUUUUCUUCAACACAUUCGGUAGAGUUAGUUUCGGAAAGAAAAGCGACAAACUACGGAAGGAAUUGGAAGAGGCCGCAAGGGAGGGCGGAAGUCGAAGCAGUGGCGGCUCAGCGGGAAGCACAGACGACAAGAUAAUGGAUUCCUUGCCUUACUAUGCGACGGCUUUGCCCUCCAAAGUUGCUAUUCGAUUUGACGCGCACGAUGGAGAAGUGUAUGCCGUAAAAUGGAGUCCGACAGAUCGACUGGUGGCGACCGGCGGCGCGGACAGAAAAGUAAAGUUAUGGGAUGUUUCGAAAAGUAUUGUUGAAAACAAGGGUACAUUAGUUGGUUCGAAUGCGGGUGUCAUGUCUGUGGACUUUGAUUCCACGGGCGCGUACAUUGUGGGCGCUUCCAAUGACUUCGCGAGUCGCGUAUGGACGGUCGCCGAUCAGAGGUUAAGGCAUACAUUAACAGGACAUAGCGGUAAAGUAAUGGCGGCCAAGUUUCUCGGGGAACCGACAAAGGUGAUAACAGGGAGUCAUGACAGAACGCUAAAAAUAUGGGACCUUAGAAGUAGAAUGUGUACAGAAACAAAAUUCGCAGGAUCUUCCUGUAAUGAUCUCGUUACAUCUGACGGCGCGGGCUCGACGAUAAUAUCCGGCCAUUUCGACAAACGCAUCCGAUUCUGGGAUAUACGAACGGAGAUGUCGGCGAACCACAUAAUGCUUCAGGGAAAAGUUACUUCGCUCGAUUUAAGUAGAGACAGUAAUUAUCUCUUAGCGUGUGUAAGAGAUGAUACAAUACAGCUCAUAGAUCUGCGAAUGAACACCAUCGUGCGAUCGUUCAGUAACGAAGCGUUCAAAGUUGGCUGUGACUGGUCUCGGGCUGCGUUCGGUCCCGGGGGACGUCUGCUGGCGGUUGGAGCCGCGGACGGCGUAGUCUUCGUGUGGAACACGUAUUCUGGACGACUUGAAACCACUCUGAAGGAUCACACGACGGCGGUGACAUCUGUAUCGUGGCACCCCCAGUCUGGACUACUGGCCUCAGUGGAUCGAGGAAAACGUGCUCUCAUAUGGGGGGACUUGUGACAAGCAUGGGAGGCACCAAGGCCUCCGCCACCAAACGAACAGGCAUGUAAACAAGAGAAGAUUGCGACAGACGACAGCGGGGAAGUGUUCGAUUUAAUACGUGGAUUUACCACUGACAUAUUCCAUCGGUUCACGUAACGACAAUUUUUCAUAUAUAUUUUUGUAAAAUAUUAUUAAUUGUAUAAGUCCUCAAAGAAAAUGUUGUAAAUGCACAUUUUUUUAACAUUUCGUUAAGCUGUUAUAAAUGUGAGAGUGAUGCAUCAAAAAUUCCGUUUGCUAUGAACAUGCGUCUUCAAGCUAUGAACGAAUCUGUGUUGUGAUUUGUGAAAAGCCUUUGACGUUUGAGCUAUAACGUGGUGAGAACUAUGUUUCACCUCACCAUGCACACUCUUAACAUUUCACAAAUAAAUAUACAGACUGUAUAAGUGCCGUUCUCAAAAAUGAGUACUUAGAAGUAGUUACUCGAGAAACAGUAAUCUAUAUAACUAAAACCCGGUUUCCAAUUGGGAUAUGAAUGAUUAAAAUCGAAUUUCGACCAACGUGCGAAGACGGAUACUAAAAAAUCCUAAUAAAAAAAUUACAGGUAACAAUGCUUUGUGUAACGCAAAAAUGUGACGAGCGGUAGCUUCAGUCAUUACGAUUUUUUAUUAUUAUUAUUGCUUAGAUGGGUGGACGAGCUCACAACUCACCUGUAAAAUAGUAGUAACUGGAGGCCUUAGACAUCUAGAACGUAAAUGCGCCACCCACCUUGAGCUAUAAGUUCUAAGGUCUCAGAACAGUUACAACGGCUGCCCCGCACUUCAAAUUCCCCACCCUUCAUUACUGCUUCACGGCAGAAAUAGGCAGGGUGGAGGUUCACUAUUAAUUCACUAUUAUCGCUUUCCAUUGCGGGCUCAGAAAAUGUAAACUUGUUUUCUUUUCUAUUUGAGAGGCUGGGCGAAGAAUGGUUUCUUCACCGAGGUAUAUUUUGCAUCAGACUCCUAAUCCACUUCCUCAUAUACUACUCCCAUUAAUUUUGCUAUAGCAAUACGAAUGAUUUUUUGUAGACACCUUAAUAAAACGAUAAAUAUUUUUAUAUACAUUACUAUACAUGUGUAACUCUUUGCUGUUGAGAACGGUCGUAUCAAGCCCCAUAUAAUUCAAUCUGCACAAGGCGAAUAUUUUUCCUGUAACGAGUUUGACAAUACAAUGUUGUAUGAUUUAAAUACAUACAAUACAAGUAAACACAUGUUUGGUUGUAGACGCACAUUCAUAGCUUCGAACAACAACUAUAUUCUUUUUAAAUUUUUUUCUCUUUGUAUUGAAUAAUUAUUAGUGAAACUUUGAUAAUUAAUUGCCAAGCUUCAGAUAAUUUUAGUAGAAUGAUCACGUCACAUUUUGGUAACAUCUUCGGUGCUAUUAAUUACCCCCACUUACGUAUUAUUUGUGAGGUAGAAACCCAAAGUCCUCAGUAAGCUUUCUUUUUUUUUAUUGCUUAGAUGGGUGGACGAGCUCACAGCCCACCUGGUGUUAAGUGGUUACUGGAGCCCAUAGAUAUAUACAUCGUAAAUGCGCCACCCACCUUGAGAUAUCUAAGUUCUCAAGUAUAGUUAGUUACAAAAAGAUCUACAGUUUGACUGUAUUUUUAUUGAAAAAAUGGCAACAAUAGCCUAAUAACAUUUAACAUUAAGAUGUGAACGACCUUUUUAGUGAGAAAUUAAUGUUGCGAUUCACGUCUGCUUACUGAAUUUUGAUACAAAAAUAAACACGUACGAACUUUGUAAUACAAAUUAAGCCCAAGAACAUAAUGAACAAAUGUGGUGACCAUUUUUUGGUUUCCGUCUGAAUGCAGUCUUAAAUAUCCUUAAAACUAAAUUUACGGACCGGUAUGAACGCACAGUAUGCGCUUGGGCUUAGACCAACUUAGCAUAUAGGCCUUCCGUCAAUUGUGCGCAUAGCUUAAUGUCAUUCCUGCUUAUAUUUUAUUAUGAGUACUGAUGUACGGAUAUGUGCGAUUUAUAAAUUUAUAUAUUUUAAACGUAAACGAUGUUUUAGAAAUAUGUUAUGCUGUGUAAGUUGAAUAAUAAAAUUAUGAAUUAUUGCGCACUCUUAGUAACUAAGAUAACUUGCAGAAGGGCGGUUAAAAUGUAUGAAUAGUCAUGAAUAGCAGCGAUAACAUGUGUGACUCUGAUGCCAGAGGUCGCAGACUCAACAUUGAGCUCCUCCACUAGUAUCAUUGUUUCCGGUUUUGAGGUCCUAUGUUAUCACACAUUCAGUAUAAUGUGUUCACGAGUGCUGGUACGACGGCUGGCUGCUCAUUAGUAAUGUAUUUGUUUACAUUAUUGAUGGCAAGUCCGAAGUAGUAGCCGCUCCUCCUUAUAAACGUAAGCUAAGUAAAACACAAUCGAUCGAAUAUCUUAGAAUAUGUAAUAGAAUAUUUUAUCGUUAAUAAGACAUGAUAUUCUUUUUCCUCGAGCGUGCAGGAUAAGGCCACCUGUGCUUGGCUCUCAUUAGCAAACAAUGAUCGGGCUUCGGCGACCACCGACUGCCGCGCGAUCAAUAAACUGUUGAGCCGAUAAAACCUGGGCUCGACCACAGGGCUGUCAUAUCAUUCAUGCAACAUCAAAAAUUAUGCAACCAGUAAAAUUUACAUGUAUCGUUAAUAACUUUUAGAUCAUACCAUUGUUCAGCUCUAGAAAAUAUCACGACUUUUAAAGUAAUUUUGAAGUAGUUUUUUUUUUUAAUUGGCAACAUAAGGAGUUGUUUUGAAAUAUUUCAUUAUAAUAUCUGGCAACCCUGUUAGUAUUUUUCCCGCCCCGGGUGGCCUAAAGGUCUAGAUACCAGGCCAUAAACUUCAAAAAAAAAAAAAAAAAAUCCCGCCCCGGGCGUCACAUCCAUAAUCCUGUGACGUGUGUUUUGACAGCCGGACCGUGCCACUUCUCAGUAAGCAGUCUGUUUUUACCACAUUUUUUUACACGAAAGUUCAACGAACCCCCAACACGAUACUAUUUUCACGUAUAAUUACAUAUGCAGGCCGCUUAAUUACACGACAGUACUGCAAUGUGUUCGUGAAAGAAAAAAGUGCCGGCGCCGCUGUUAAAUCACGCUUCAUUAACCUUCGGCCCCGCUAAUAAUAGGUGCCUUUCAGGUAGAUUUGCAUUUGGAGCUGAACAAUGUCCUCGUCUCUCUAACGCCCACGAUGAUUCUUGCCAGGUAUUGUGUCAUACUAUCGUAUAAGAUCCACGUUUCCAGUGUCGACCGCUCCACAAACACUCAUAACGGCAGCUCGCAUCUAUUAAAAGCCGUUGACAUUUUAUUUUGUUACUAGUCACUAUCGAACUAAGAGAGAUGUUUUUUUUUUUCACUGCUUUACGAGUGUGAUAAAUUUCGUGCGAUAUGUUUACGUUUAACGGUUAGUGGUGUAUCUUUUUUUUUUUUAAAUAUAAAUGAGGAAAAAAAUAUAUAAAUAUUUGAAAUAUUUUUCGCAAACCAGUCAUGAUUAACAAGUUAAUAGAUUUAAAAGUUUUUGAGAAAUGUAUUAACAUUACCGAAGGGCUAUUUAAUGUAAUUUAGCAAAAUUUAUAGCUCUGGUUUGUCGAUUCGAGUUUGAAAACAAUUUAAUAAAAAUUAUGAUAUGCGUUUAUUUUCUUAACACCAUCUAAUCAUCUUCUACGAGUCCCGUAUUUUGAUGUGACACAUUUAAGCUAUUUUAAUGCUAAUGCACCCAGAAUAUGUUGCUGUGAACCUAAAAUAGCUUCCAUUUACUUUAUACUUUAUUUUAUUAUUUGUUUGAUAAAUUGUAACUCAUAUUUAGUUUGUGAUAAAAUAAACUCACCUUCCAGUUUUAACUAAAUGAAUUAGAGCCGCGUCUAAAUAUUAAUACGUGCCUUGUUUAGUAAUUAAGCGGUAAUAAAUGUUUCAUAUUAACGAAAAAUGUUUAUAAAUAGUUUUGAUUAACUGCUGUAUUCCAAGUGUUUAAAAAUUUGAUUCACACAUUUCAUUAUUUUCAAUUGUGUAAAUUUAGUGUAAAUAUGAAAAUUUGAUCUUUAUAAAGACAGCUAGCUGUUGAGAAUGCAUCACGUGGAGUAAUUUUAGGGCUCUGUGUUAGUAAUAAACAUGAAGUGAUAAACACUUGACUUAAUUGACUGUUGUAAGUAAACUUAAGCAUAAUGAUUAGUUGUACUGAAUCGGGUUUUGAGAUUUGUGCCUGUUUAUUUUAAUAUUUUUUUAUAAUAUAUUUGUGUCCGUUUACUAUAGGACGCUAUCGCGUGUUUAAGGUACGGCACUCACAAAACCCAGUUCCACGCUAGUAUGUGUAUUAGUCAUAUUUUCUAUUCUGCGAAAGGUAUAUUCGGUAUAAAAUAAAUGUGUUAUUACAA
This is a messenger RNA of Bombyx mori (domestic silkworm), 6352 nucleotides long. RefSeq names its product autophagy-related protein 16-1 (gene Atg16). The record is from RefSeq and is a predicted model, not a curated record. Gene Ontology annotation, biological process: autophagosome assembly. Gene Ontology annotation, molecular function: protein binding. The transcript is spliced from 15 exons. The coding region runs from base 288 to 1994 and encodes 568 amino acids. Gene Ontology annotation, cellular component: autophagosome membrane. NCBI's taxonomy places the organism in Eukaryota, Metazoa, Arthropoda, Insecta, Lepidoptera, Bombycidae.